CAAACCUCUAAUAGCAAACAACAGUAAGGUGAUUUUAUUUCGAUCAAACAAUGACUUUUGUUAACCUCGCUUCUUUAGUUGUUUUGUUUGCCACAUUCGGCAUGUUUCUGACAAAGAACGUAGGAGCAUUAUGUGAUGGUACUUGUUCUUUAAGUGAGCCGACAGACUGUGCCUCUGGAUCUCGUUCUUGUAAGUGUCUUCCUAUUAUGUCUCCAUUUGAAGGUGUAUGCAUAGAGGGAAUUAGAGUUGAUGUGAAGACUAUUGAGGAACACCCUAACUUAUGCAAAUCUCAUGCUGAUUGCAUUAAGAAGGGGAGUGGAAACUUUUGCGCUCGUUAUUCUAAUCCUAAUAUUGAGUAUGGAUGGUGUUUUGCCUCUAAAUAUGAAGCAGAAGACGUUUUCUUAAAGAUGUCCUCAACCUAUAAAUUCACAAAAGACUUCUUGAAGAAUGUUGUCACUGCUUGAUAUUGAGAUCCAAAACAUUACCGUGCAUGCAAGAUAUGAUGAAGUUUUUUUUUUUUGUUUUUUUAAAUAAACUGUCCUUGUUUGCAACUUAUGAGUUGGACUCCUUAGAUAUCUAUCCCAAAUUUCAAUAAUAUUUAUGUAUGGAGUUGCUUU
Messenger RNA from Vicia villosa (hairy vetch), 617 nucleotides. Its product is annotated as albumin-1 E-like. The transcript has 2 exons. The record is from RefSeq and is a predicted model, not a curated record. The coding region runs from base 51 to 464 and encodes 137 amino acids. NCBI's taxonomy places the organism in Eukaryota, Viridiplantae, Streptophyta, Magnoliopsida, Fabales, Fabaceae.